AUGACAGACGAUGAUUAUGAUCUUGAUAAACUUAUUCAAGAAGAACUUGAUGCACUAUCACUUGAUGGUUCAAUCGACGAUGGUGAUGAUGACGAUGAAGAUGAUAAGAAUAAUGAAAAUGAUACAAAAGCGAUCGAAAGUGAAGAAGUUUUAAAUGAAACGCGACAAAAAUUAGAACGUGAAAUGCAUGAAAGAUUAGCAGCAUUUGAAAAUGAAGUUAAUGUUAAUAUGGAUCGAUGUAUAAUUGAUUAUUCCGAAAUUGAUGAAUUAUUAAAAAAACCAAUUGGUGAUAAUGAUAAAGAUAUUCAAACAAAUGUUGCACGAGUAUGUGGAAUUGAUCGUGAAGAAUUAGAUCGAAUUUUACAUAAUAUCAAUACUGAAGAAUUACCAUUAGAUUCAUCGAUUAAUUCCGAUUCAAAUGAAUAUGAAGUUCCUAAAGUUGAAAUAAUAAAACGAGAUGUAAAACCAAUUGAAACUGAUGAAUCUGCCGAAUCAACACCUCGACAACAAGAAGAUCCAAAUAAACAAUUGUAUGAUGAACGUUUAGCUGAAUCACAUCGAAGAAUGCUGGCUGAUUUAGCAUUACUUGAACAAAGACGAAAAGAAGAAGAAGAGCGUUAUGCAAUUGUACUUCAAGAACAACAAGUUCGUUUGGCUGAAGAAUACCGUCGUUUACAAGAAAAUCUUGAUGAGACUGCACGUCAGACACAGAAUGAAAAACUUCAAUUUGAAGCAUUAUGUCGUGAACAGGAACGUGUGACAAAUGAACGACAAAAUAAAAUGGCUAUUAUUAUUCAAUCAUGGUAUCGAGGAAAACGUGUUUAUCAUAAACAUCAUGAAGAAAUAAUAAAACGAGCUACACCAGCAUUAAAAACAAUUGCGAAAAAUCGUAAGAAAAAAGAACAAAUGAAUAAGAUAAAUGCUGAUAAAUUAACAAAAAUUAUUGAAAAAGAAAAUCAUCAGAAAGUUGAAAUAACUUCAAUACCAUUACCAACAAGUGAUCGUGUAUCAUCUCCUUUAACAGAUGUUGUUCCUAAGCAAUCGAAACUUCAUCCAUUAGCAGUCAAAGAAAUCAAUCGUCCAAAAGAAGAUUUAACAAAGAAAAAGAAGAUCAUAUCAAAACAAACUAUAGAUCCUCCAAUAUCAUCAACUCAAAUUCUUCAACUUGAAAAUCCAGCUGAUUUUAUACCAACAGUCUAUCCAGAAGAAAGAUUACCAAUUCAAACUAAAGAACAGCAACGACCAAAAUCAUCCAAUAAAAAACAACCUUUACCUAAAUUGGAAUCAACACAAAUGUCAACUAGUCCAAGUAAUUCAUUCUCAAACAAUAAACGUUUGGAUAUACUUCCUAUUAAAUCGAAUAAUACUAUGAAGCUUUCUACAACAAUGACACGAUCUAAUACUUUUGAUAAAAAUAUCGAGAGUCCAAUUUCACCAUCGAUUGAAAAUAAUUCACUUGCAAAUUCAUUAAUUCGAUCUAGAACAUUCGAUAAAGAAAUGAAAAAUUUUCAAAGACCAUCAAUGGAAAGUAUGUCAACAGUUAAAUCAAUAGAUACAACUUCAUCAAUAUCAUUAAAUCGAUCUCAAACAUUUGUUAAUGAAUCGAAAAAUAUUCCACCAUCAAUUGAAAGUAUUUCACCUAGAAAAUCAAUCGAUAUUACUGCAAGACAAGUUGAAAGUAGAUCUGAUAUAUUAAUUAAUAGACCGGAGAGUGCUCCUCCGCCAAUUGAAACUAUCUUACCAAGAAAAUCAAUUGAUUUUACUUCAACACUCAUGGACAAUAGAUCUGAUUUAUUGAUCAAUAAUUCUAAAAAUAUUUCAUCGUCAGAUAAGAAAAUUCUAUUUGUAAGAUCGAUUGAUAUUGUAACAGCAAAUCAUUCAAUUCCGGUUAAACCGGAUCGUCCUUCAACACCAAGAGUAUCAACUCCUCGUAAAGCACCAGUAGAAGAACAACAUUCAAAUCAAUCAAUAUAUCCAUUUUUAAAUGAAGCACGUCGUUGGGCUGAACAUACUCAUGAUAUAACUUAUUUCAAUCUUAUUCGUUCAAGUGAAGAAACUAUUCAACAAAUGCCAACACGUAAACCAGGUGGCAAUCUUCGAAAAUUACCUGAUAUCGAUUCUAAACUACUGAUAAAAGCAGCUAAAAAUCAAUCACCAAAAGAGGUUCAUUAUCUACAUCUUGAACAAAUUCUUACUCCUUGUUCGUUAUCUUUAACUGGUACUACAUUUCCUAAUUUAACUCAUCUUAUUCUUCGUCAAUGUAAACUUGUUCAAUUAACUGGUCUUGAUUCUUGUUCAUCACUUAUUAUUCUCGAUCUUGAAGGUAAUUGGAUUGAACAAAUUCAUCUUCAAUUAAAUCAAUUAGAAUAUUUAAAUUUAUCUCGAAAUCGUCUAACAUCUCUUCUUGCUAUACAAACUCCACGUUUAAAAUAUCUUGAUGUUUCAAAAAAUCGUUUAACACGUUUAAAUGGAAUUGAAACAUUAGUAAAUCUAAAUAUUCUUCUUGCUACAAGUAAUCAAUUAUUAACAACAAUUGGUUUACAAGGUUGUACAAAUUUAUUUCAUAUUGAUUUAUCUGAUAAUCAUCUUGUUGAAAUGGAACAAAUUGAACAAUGUCCAUUAUUAUUAACAUUAAAAGCUAGUUCAAAUUCACUUAUUCAACUACCAAAUCUAUUAAAUUCUGUUCUAUUACAUGAACUUAAUCUUUCGUCAAAUAGUUUAACUUCAUUUGAUGAAUUAUUAAUUGGUUCAUGGUUACCAUUUCUUACACAUCUUCAUUUAUCAAAUAAUAGUUUUCAUGAAUUAUCAUCAAUUAAAUUACCAUCAUUAGUUGAACUUGAUUUAGCAUGUAAUCAAUUAUCUGAUGUAUCUAUUGUAAAACGUUUUAUCAAUACUUGUCCAGUAUUAUCUCGUCUUAAUCUUGAACAAAAUCCUGUUUUAUGUGAUAUAAAUGAAACAUUAAUACCUGAAAAUAAAUCUUUUAAAAAUCCAUUAUCUGUAUUACCUCAUUUAUCAAUUGAGAAAUCAACUGAUUUAAUUCAAUUAUAUUUAACAUUUCUUUCAAAUAUGACUUCAAUGCUAAUUAAACUUCGUCAAAUAAUUGAACAUUAUCAAACAGAACCAUUUACAUUAUUAAAAUCAAUUCAUAAUCAAUGUCAACAAUAUUAUGAACAGAAAAAAAUUGAACCAAUUGAAAUAUCUCAAAUGAUCAUUCCAACUAAUGAAAUAAAAGUUUUAACGGAAAAAGAGAAAGGUAUUAUUCGAUUACAAGCUCAUUGGCGUCGAAAAUUACUCGAACGAAAAUUAAAACAAAGACAACAAGCAGCUCAAAAAAUACAAGCUCGUUGGCGUGGUUAUGUAUUACGACAACGUAUGCGUACUGUACGACGAUAUCAUAGUCAACAACAACAAACAUUUGAUGAAAUUGAUUUAACUGAAUUUGAAUUUGAUGAAGCCGCUUUUGAUGCACGUUUUCAACGACCACGAACACCUGUUACUCGUAUUAAAGAAGUAUGGCAAUCUCAACAACAUUCAAUUUUAUCAACACCAAUUAUAAUAACUGAAUUACCUCUUCAAAAUUCUUCUCGUUCAUCAUCAGCAGCAUCAUCACGUGCUAAACCUAUAGUAGAACCUCUAGAUAUGUCAGCAAGACCUCAUGAAAUGACAAAUGAAUGGGGUUUUACACCUUCAAGUUCAACAGCAGCAUUAAUGUUAAAACGAGCACAAAAAAUGAAAUGGAAUGCUGAACGAAGACAUAAACGACAACAUAUGGAUGCUUAUCAACGUUUACAAAUGGCACGUAAUAAUGAACAACCACCUGGUUCAUUACGAUUAGCUAGACGUAAACAAUCAUUGAUAACUACUACUAAACCAAUUGCACAUAGAAAAACUGUAACUCCGCCUGUGACUGUUCAACCACGUCCUAAUCGUGUUUAUGAAUGGGUACAUACUCAAGUAGCUCGAUUUGACGAAUCUGCAUUGGGAAAUGCCAAUAGUCCAAGAAAUGAACGUAAACGGUUACCAAGUCUUGAUGGUUCAACUGACUCAACAAGUCGAAUGCGUCCAAAUGAAAUUUUACAACAACAACAGCAACAACAAAAUCGAUGGUCAUCGUCAUCGAUAUCUAUUCGACAACCACCACCAUUAUUACCACCUAUCAGUGGGCAAAUACCACGUGCUUAA
This is a messenger RNA of Adineta steineri, 4182 nucleotides long. The record is from the annotation of a GenBank genome assembly. NCBI's taxonomy places the organism in Eukaryota, Metazoa, Rotifera, Eurotatoria, Adinetida, Adinetidae.